This is a messenger RNA of Penicillium cataractarum, 903 nucleotides long. RefSeq names its product pyrroline-5-carboxylate reductase family protein. NCBI's taxonomy places the organism in Eukaryota, Fungi, Ascomycota, Eurotiomycetes, Eurotiales, Aspergillaceae. The coding region runs from base 1 to 903 and encodes 300 amino acids. The record is from RefSeq and is a predicted model, not a curated record. The transcript is spliced from 2 exons. Gene Ontology annotation, biological process: L-proline biosynthetic process. Gene Ontology annotation, molecular function: pyrroline-5-carboxylate reductase activity.
AUGGCAGCAGCGAAAAUGGAAACUCUAUGCCUACUGGGAUGUGGAAACCUGGGAUCAGCGAUCUUGAACAGUCUGCUCAGUACGGUAGAUAGCGAUCCAUUGUUCAGUCGAUUCAUCGCUUGUGUCCGUAGCGAAGCCUCGGAGAAGAAGCUCGCAGAGAAAUAUCCCCAACACGGGAAUCGACUCUCCAUCUCUCGAGGCAACAAUGUUCAGGCUGUCCGCGAGUCCGACGUGAUCAUCCUAGGCGUGGACCCGGCCGAUAUUGAGAAUGUUCUGAAGCAGCCAGGCCUGCCGGAGGUGUUGGAGGGCAAACUCUUGAUCAGCAUCGCAGCUGGCUGGACCAGGCAAAAGCUCGAAGAAAGCAUCUACGGAAGCGAAACUACCAAUGACAACAAGGCUAGCCGGGCAUGGGUCAUACGCACUCUCCCCAAUAUCGCGGCGCAGGUCUCGCAAUCCCUCACGGCGAUUGAGGUCUCCGAACCCUCUCCGCCAGAGUCGUACUUGAACAUCACAACGGCGAUUUUCGAGCGCAUCGGGCGCGCCGUGCAGAUCGAGCCGAGACUCAUGAAUGCGACAACUGCGGUGGGAGGGUCUACGCCAGCGUUUUUCGCAGUUAUCUGCGAUGCGCUGAUCGACGCGGCCGUAGCGGUGGGCGUGCCGCGGAAUCUGGCUCAUACGAUGAUCUUCCAGUCCAUGCAAGGUACAGCCACGAUGCUCCAGAGUGGAAUGCACCCGGCUAUACUCAGGGAUCAAGGCACAUCUCCAGAGGGAUGUACUAUUGGUGGACUAAUGGUGAUGGAGGAGGCAGGCGUUCGGGGUCAUAUUGGACGUGCUCUUCGCGAAGCAGUUACGCUGGCUCGUCUUAUGGAGACCACGGAGCAUGUGAAUGACACACGGCAUUAA